ACUGGCUUUGUCUGUAGUCGGCUCGUUUCUUCUGUAUCUACACCUUUCAUUGUGUAGUAUUUAAUAUUUCAGAAGGUCUACCGCACACACACAGACCAGAUAUGCCGACACGAACACUCGCUCUAAAAGCAACAGAGUCUUCGGCAGAGAUAUCUCGUUCUAGCAAUCGAGUUCCACUGGAGGCUUUACAAAUGUUGACGCAAAGUGUCUCAAAGUGUAAUCAAGAGUAUAUCCAACCACUUCCAUUCAAGGAUGAAGACCAAAAGAAAUCUCCUUUGGCCCUGCUAGCGGCGACUUGUAGCAGCAUUGGCAAAACCGAGCCAUCAAAGGAAACAGCAGAAGAUAACGCAUCUCGAGACCGAAAGAUAAGCGACGACGAAACCAGAUCUUCCUUCAAACCGUACAAACACACCGCCGGCGAAAAAGUCGACGACAUGAACAACGAAAAGGCAGGUUUUCGAGCUCCGAGUAAGGAAAAUAAUACCUCUCUUUCGCCUGUUACGAGCGGCAAAGAGGAACGAGUGAAAAGUACAUCGCUUCAGUACCCGUCGAGCGAUGACAGCCAAUGUGGAAACCACUCCGCGUCUCAAAAUAGGGUUUGUGGUAUGUUUCUUGAUCCAAGCCAACAGGCCUUUGGCGUUCAUUCAUUGCACAAAGACUACGGUGCUGGUUGUGUCCAUCCAGCAUCAAUUUUGCCGUUCAAGACCGGAACUAUACAACCUUAUCCCAUGCCAACAGGGCAAGAUCCAGUCUCUCCUAGUCUUAAAACCCAUGGUUUGGCAUCGUCUAUGCCGCUCAAUUUCCCGACUAGUUUUCCUCAAUGUGGCUGUGGCUAUUGCUCUCCGCACCCUGGGGACGCAUCCCCAGCGCUGAGCAGCAUCGGUGCUGGACGACACCAGUUCCAACUACAUAGCCCGGGAAGCACACCUUACAUGGACUAUCUUCAAAGAACUGUGUGCCGUGAUGUGAAUUGUACGAACUGUAAACCGCAGUUUUCGCCGUAUGCAUUUCCAAGUUCUAUGCCACAGUGUGGACCCCACUGUACGCAGUGCGACAAUGUCAAAACAGAGCAAAACCUACAAUCGUCUUUUUCAUGUUUUGGAUACCCACAUAGCAUGGCCCUGUACAAACCUGGUACAACGGACGAGGCCUCCCCGUACGUCUGUAACUGGGUGGCGGGGAGCAAACACUGUGGAAAAUCGUUCACAACCUCGGAAGAUUUAUUUCAACAUCUGCGAACCCACACUCAGGCUAGUACGCAAGGAAGUUCACCAUAUGCACAAACGAAUUGUAACAUUCACGGAUGUCCAUGCAAGUUAAGAACAAGUCCAUUACAGUCGAACCUACAUUCCGCGAGAUAUCGACCCUAUUAUUAUAAGCCACCGGUAUUUCCACCGGCCCCCACAAGUUGCUAUUCACCGUAUCCACUACAUGCUUACGAAGCGCACAGACUUUUCAAAUGAACGAUGAAGAAAAAUAGCUGGCUAGUUUGGAAAUUAUGCAUUUGAAACUUGUAAAAAAAGUACGUUCUUUAUUUGUGUGAAGUCAAUGACGAGUGCUUGUAUGAAUUUGGAGUUAGCGGAAACUGUUCUGGUGAUUCUAGUGAUUUUUAAACAAAGGCGAAACAGAGCACUCGAGAUGCUAACUGUUGUAUAUGAGGAAAUAUGGAUGGUUUGGGUGUUAAUAAGGAUAUAUUUUCCCGUAUUCUUUCGCGGAUAUUAUUGUUGGUUUAAUGGGAGAAUAAUUCUAGCACUUAGAAUAAAAAGCUCAAUGGUUUCGGCGACAACCAUUCGGCGCGCAAGUGUAAAGUUUGUAAGAUAAAGGGAAAUGCGUGUACUCAAUGAAUAAAACAUGUUAU
This is a messenger RNA of Pocillopora verrucosa, 1858 nucleotides long. RefSeq names its product zinc finger protein 503. Gene Ontology annotation, cellular component: nucleus. The record is from RefSeq and is a predicted model, not a curated record. Gene Ontology annotation, biological process: negative regulation of DNA-templated transcription. NCBI's taxonomy places the organism in Eukaryota, Metazoa, Cnidaria, Anthozoa, Scleractinia, Pocilloporidae.